Molecule: messenger RNA, 2527 nt
Organism: Haliotis rufescens (red abalone)
Lineage: Eukaryota; Metazoa; Mollusca; Gastropoda; Lepetellida; Haliotidae
Product: serine-aspartate repeat-containing protein F-like
Exons: 2
Coding region: 1-2361 (786 amino acids)
Source: RefSeq, a predicted model, not a curated record
AUGAACUUAAUAUCAACCACAUACUUGGCAGGAACAAACGAUCUCCAUCAUGCUAAGGACACAGAUUCUCCUGGACAAAGAAGCACUGGUCAAGAUAUAGUGGACAGAGAAGGAGGGGUUGGGCAGGAGAGCAGGGGCGAUGAUACAAGUGAUACCGACGAGGAACGCAGGAAGAGAGAGGAAGACGCCGAUGAUAACGUUGAUGAUGAUCGUAGGAAGAGAGACGAAGACACCAAUGAUACCGGCGAUGAUGAGCGAAAGAAGAGAGAAGAAGACACGGAUGAUACGGACAACAAUGAGAGUAGGAAGAGAGAAAAAGACACCGAUGAUACCGAUUAUAAUGAUGAUACCAACGAUGAUCAGCGAAGGAAGAGGGAAAAAGACACCGAUGAUACUUACGACGAUGAGCGCAGGAAGAGAGAAGAAGACACCGAUGAUACUGAUGACAAUGAGCAUAGAAAGAGAGAAGAAGACACCGAUGAUACUGAUGAUGAGCGUAGGAAGAGAGAAGACACUGAUGAUACUGAUGAUACUGAUGGCAAUGAGCGUAGGAAGAGAGAAAAAGACACCGAUGAUACCGAUUAUGAUGAUGAUACUGACGAUGAUGAGCAUAGGAAGAGAGAAGAAGACACCGAUGAUACUGAUGAUUCUGAUGACAAUGAGCGUAUGAAGAGAGAAGAAGACACUGAUGAUACUGAUUAUGAUGAUGAUACCGACGAUGAUGAGCAUAGGAAGAGUAAAGAAGACACUGAUGAUACUAAUGAUACUGAUGAUGAUGAGUGUAGGAAGAGAGAAAAAGACAACGAUGAUGCCGUUUAUGACGAUGAUGCCGACGAUCAUACCGAUGACAAUGAGCAUAGGAAGAGAGAAGAAGACACCGAUGAUACUGAUGAUACUAAUAACAAUAAGCGUAGGAAGAGAGAAAAAGACACAGACCAUACCAAUUAUGACGAUGAUACCGACGAUGAUACCGAUGAGGAUGAGCAUAGAAAGAGAGAAGAAGACACCGAUGAUACUGAUUAUGACGAUGAUACAGACGAUGAUGAGCAUAGGAAGAGAGAACAAGACACCGAUGAUACCGAUAAUGAUGAUGAUACCAACAAUGAUGAGCAUAGGAAGAGAAAAGAAGAUGCCGAUGAUACUGAUGAUUCUGAUGACAAUGAGCGUAGGAAGAGAGAAAAAGACACCGAUGAUACUGAUUAUUGUGAUGAUACUGACGAUGAUGAGCAUAAGAAGAGAAAAGAAGACACUGAUGAUACUAAUGAUACUGGUGAUUAUAAGUGUAGGAAGAGAGAAAAAGACACCGGUGAUUCUGAUUAUGACGAUGAUAUCGAUGAUGAUGAGGGAAGGAAGAGAGAAGAUGACACCGAUGAUACCGAUGACGAUGUUCAUAGGAAGAGAGAAGAAGACACCGAUGAUACCGAUGAUACCGAUGAUACUGAUGAUACCAACAACAAUGUUCAAAGGAAGAGAGACGAAGACACCCAUGAUACUGAUGAGGAUGAGCAUAGAAAGAGAGAAGAAGACACCGAUGAUACUGGUGAUACUGAUGACAAUGAGCGUAGGAAGAGAGAAAAAGACACCAAUGAAACCGACGAUGAUGAGCAUAGGAAGAGAGAAGAAGACACCGAUGAUACUGAUGAUACUGAUGACAAUGAGCGUAGGAAGAGAGAAAAAGACACUGAUGAUACUGAUGAUGACAAUCAUAUCGACGAUGAUGAGCAUAGGAAGAAAGAAGACAGCGAUGAUACUGAUGAUACUGAUGACAAUGAGCGUAGGAAGAGAGAAAAAGACACCAAUGAUAUCGAUGAUGAUGAGCAUAGGAAGAGAGAAGAAGACACCGAUGAUGCUGAUGAUGAGCGUAGGAAGAGAAAAGAAGACAGUGUUGAUACUGAUGAUUCUGAUGACAAUGAGCGUAGGAAGAGAAAAGAAGGCACCGAUGAUACCAAUUAUGACGAUGGUACUGAUGACGAUGAGCGAAGGAAGACAGAAGAAGACACUGAUGAUACCGAUGAUACUGAUGAUACUGACGACAAUGUUCAGAGGAAGAGAGAAGAAGACACAGUUGAUACCGAAGACACUGAUAACACCAAUGAUGAUGAUGAUGGUCGUAGGAAGAGGGAAGAAGACUCUGAUGAUACCGAUGACGAUGUUCAUAGGAAGAGAGAAGAAGACACCGAUGAUACCGAUGAUACCGAUGAUACCGAUGAUAUUGAUGACACCGAUGACGAUGUUCAUAGGAAGAGAGAAAAAGACACCGAUGAUACUGAUGACAGCAGCGAGAAUGAUGAUACCAACGACGAUGAGCGUUGGAAGAGAGAAAAGGACACCGAUGAUACCGACGACGACCCCAGGAAGUGAGAAGUAUACACCACGUGAUAGGAGAAGAUAAUAAGGUUUCGUAUUAUGGAAAGGGCUACUCUGCAGAGGAAACGAAGUACUCGGUGGACCCCAAAACGGUGGGAAAAAGUCAUUUGGUGGAAACUUUUUUUCUCGACACACGGCACAGUAGCUGCAGUGAACCAAC